CAAAAUCACUGUGCAAUAUUCUUGAGAAUUUGGUUAACUCUGCGGGGCGAGAGAAAUGAAAAGAAGCUACGGUAAUCAACACUACAAAGUCGACACAUAUCAAAAAGUUUGUCAUCAACGCGCCAUGAGCGGCAAAGCUAAAGGCAACAGCAGCAGCAGCAGCCGCGAUAGUAUACGAUGUUUCGUUUAGAGACCGACCGGUAAUCAGUGAAGUGGCCGCGAUAAACAGCAGUAUGCUAAACUUUUACUUUACGGAAAUUUUAAAUAAAUAAACCAAAAGAAAAAAUAAAAACAGACAGACGAUAGGAAAUCACCACCAGUUAGUCCUGCGGUAUCCACAACUCCCGCUUAUACCACCAACACCACAAAUACAACAGCAUCGCCGGCUGCUGUGGCCACGCCCAUCAGGAGUACUACACAAACCCAACCAACGAAAGUGGUUCAAAAUUCCUCUCAAACUAAGGAUAAGAAUACAAUUCAAAGCACAACCACCACUACCAAUAAUAAUAACAAUAACAAUAAUAUGAAUAAUAACAACAAUAAAUCAUCUCCUGACUCCAACAACAAAGCAAAUCAAAAUAACACCGCCACCACAACAACCACUACCAAUAACAAUGGUUCCACUGCUGAAGCAGUUAAACCCAAACAAUCGACUGGAAAUAUGAUUAAGAAUUUCUUCAAGUCCUUUGUGCCACCAGUGCGUGACGAGGAAAGUGAGACACAACGUAAGGCUCAUGCCAAGCGGGUGCGUGAGACAAGACGUUCAACCCAGGGUGUGACCUUGGAUGAAAUCAAGAGUGCUGAAGAAUUGGUGAAAAAGAAGAACUCCAGUAUGAAUAACAAUAACAACAAUAACAGCAGCAGUAAUGAAUUGCAAGGGAAUGUUGGAAAAACCAACGAAGCAACCACAACAACAAUGACGACGGUAAUGACAAAUACGCCUGUCGUAACAGCAACAAUUCCAGCAGCAACAACAACAUCUACACCCGAUUCCAAGCCAAGUGUUGAGCCAACAAAGGAUAACAAGCCUCAAACUGUUGAAGAUGAUGAAGAUGUGACAACAGCCUCGUUUACAAUUAAAGCUCCCUCAGCUGGCAAUCGUUCGAGGCCCUCAUCGUUAAUAGUGACCGCCAAGACUUCCACAACAGCAGCCAAUGAGGUGGAUCAAUUGCUGGAGAAUAUUACGGCAAAUGCAGCGGAUGCAGAAGAGGAAGUAAGUGCCACCUUUGUAAUGCCGCCAAGAAAAGAUUCUCGUACCCCCACACCGACCUCAAGAAGUCAGGCGUCCAUGGAAGCGGAGGAGGUUGAAACUACCAUAGUGAUAGCUUCACCACGCAGAAAUGUGGUAGAGAAAGCCAUAACCGAUGAUGAAAAGGAUAAACAGAGAGAAGAACAGCAGGAGGCGGCUAGCGUUGGAGAUGGACCCAAUAAGAUUGCGGAGGAUACCACAAAUGAAAGUGAUAAGGAAGAAGAGGAAGCGGGAACGGCUGAAGAAGAUGAGGAGGAGGAUGAGGAUGAAAAGGAGGAAGACGAAGUGGAAGAAACAGAAAGUAGUGAUAACACGGAAAAUACCACAGCCGAUGACAGUGGCGGUAACAAUGAAAUCGAAGACGGCACUGCAGCGCAUAAAAAGACUGAACCUCCUCCCUCAUUGCAGGGUAAUAAACCUGCCGUUAGCCCACAACCCAUAAGGGUGCAAUCUCCUCCCAGCAGUCAGAGAGCCCAGUCAAGUGAACGCAUACGAGCUGCCUUCUUUAGUCCCCUACCCCUGACUAGUGUCCCCACGGCAGCAACCACCACCACGACCACGAUUACCACACCCACAUUGGAGAGCCCUGUACGCUUGCGGGACAAGCGUUCCAUAUUCGAUAUGGAUAAUGCCAACUCACAGACCCUGGCCGAUAGAUUACGGCUCGAGGCAAAUCGUUAUGGGUUUGAUGAGAAACGUGGCUUUUAUAGUGAUACUGGCAGUUCGCUACCGCCACCACAAAUGUCACAUGAAAAUAGCUCCGAACGUGACAUUAGCAUGUCACCAUUGUUUGGUAAUUUGGGUCAUAGUUCCAAUGCAGGCGGCACAGCCACAGCCGGUAGUGGCUACAGCUACAAUAGCCGUCGUAGUUUAGAUUCUUCCUCCUCAGCUUCUCUGCCCAACUCCCCAUUCCAUACGAGGGAUCGGGAAACUGGGGGUAGUGAAAAUCAUGCCCACAAUGCGGGCUCAACAACUUCGGGUACAAAUGCUGAUCGUAGACCUUCGUGGCGUUUGAAAUUUGAUGCUGGUUCUAAGUUUAAAUUAGAGGAUGCCAAUGCCGGCAAUACAUAUCCACCGACCAAUAGCACCAUCAUACCAAGUGCUCCAGCGGUUAUUGCUGCUGCCAAUUCCAUGUCACAGCGUAGAAUCAAUAAUGUGAACAAUGCAAUUUCUUCAUCCAAUACAUCAUUGAAUUCAAUUGGUAGACCCGUUUCGGCCCCACCGAUUAGUAAUUUAAGCAGCGGCAUCAACAACACCUCAUCAAACAACACCACCUCCUCAGCAACAACAACAGCAACCAGUUCCAGCAAUAAUCAAAAGAGCGAUGACAAAACAACUGAUAAUAGUUCCACAACAACCAAUACCACCAGCAGUAGUGGAAUCGGUUCUUCAUAUUCAGCACGUCGUGCCAGUGCCAAUACAUCAUCAUCAGCAUCGUCUACAACCGCCUUAAAUUCUGAAACAUCAUCUGCAGCCUCAGCGGCUGGUAGCACCUCCUCCACAGCUACCAGUCUCAGCAAUAAUGAUGAUAAAGAUAAUGAUAAGGAAAAUGAUAAUCGCAGUGCUUUGGCCACCCAAGCCGUCAUACAACGAAGAAGAAAACCAAAACGUCGCUCAACUGGUGUUGUACAUAUUGAUAUGGAUGAACUAGAUCCAGAGAAGCAGGAUUCUGCCAACGACAAUGAGGAAAAAGAUAAAGAAAAGGAGAGCGGUAGUGAAAAUCGUGCUUCACGAUCACGUGCCGGUAGCACAGUGUCGGUAGCCACAUCGACCAGUUCGGCCACAGAUGAUAAGAAGACACGUGAUAAAACAGAAAGCAGUGGUGAUAAUAUCGAUUACAAAGCCUUGUGGGAAGCUGUGAAAUUGGAAAAUGAAAAACUACGGGCACAGCUGAAGAAGAAAGACGACGAGGUUAUACAGACACGUGCCACAUUGGAAAGAUUUGCUAAUGCUCUACUACAGAAGUUAAAGAAUGAGAACGAACGUUUACGUGCUGAAAAUCGUGCUCUCACACGUGUUGUCUCGAAGUUGACCUCAUCGGCCCAGAGUCAACUAUCGAAGGCCAAUAAUAAAAAAUAA
Musca domestica (house fly) is the source of this 3328-nucleotide messenger RNA. RefSeq names its product protein phosphatase 1 regulatory subunit 12A-like. The transcript is spliced from 12 exons. Gene Ontology annotation, molecular function: phosphatase regulator activity; enzyme inhibitor activity. Bases 524 to 3328 code for a protein of 934 amino acids. The record is from RefSeq and is a predicted model, not a curated record. NCBI's taxonomy places the organism in Eukaryota, Metazoa, Arthropoda, Insecta, Diptera, Muscidae. Gene Ontology annotation, cellular component: cytoplasm.